AUGAGGUUAGAGUCUUUAUCUUGUGACUCUCAUUCAAGUGAUUAUUUUCAUACUGGCCUCUGCUACUGUACUAUCUUCCAUCCCAAACAAAUCUUUGCUGCUAUAAAGACCAAGAAAGAAGCUGCAGAUCUUUCCAACAAUGCAGAUUCAAAGGUGGAAAGAGGAUGCUACAGAGAAAAUCAUACCCGGCUUCACGUCACAGGGCCUUUUAGGAGUCAUAGGACACUGGCAAAGUACAUAUCUGGAGAACAAGAAUCAAUAACCAUCAGAAGAAUAGGGGACAGCAUUGUGACCUUUGGCCUCAUGCUGGCCUCAGAUACCCCGCCCCUGGAAACUACUGUUCAUCUGUACGAAUUUGACGCCUCCAGUACUAAAGAUCGCUAUUAUGAGAAGCCUGUAGGAGCGGCCUUCCUCACACAGACGGUCUGUUUGGAUGACACAACAGUCGAAUUUGAGAUCUGGGACACAGCUGGACAGGAACGGUAUCACAGCCUGGCCCCCAUGUACUAUCGGGGGGCCCAAGCUGCCAUCGUGGUCUAUGACAUCACCAACACAGAUACAUUUGCACGGGCCAAGAACUGGGUGAAGGAGCUGCAGAGGCAGGCUAGCCCCAACAUCGUCAUCGCACUGGCGGGGAACAAGGCGGACCUGGCCAGCAAGACCAUGGAAUUCCAGGAAGCACAAGCCUAUGCAGAAGACAACAGUCUGCUGCUCAUGGAGACGUCUACAAAGACGGCGAUGAACGUGAAUGAAAUUUUCAGGGCGAUAGCUAAGAAGCUUCCCAAGAACGAGCCCCAGAAUGCAGCUGGCACUCCAGGCCGGAACCGAGGUGUGGAUCUCCAGGAGAACAACCCAGCCAGCCGGAGCCAGUGCUGCAGCAACUGAGCCCCCCUUGCCUGCCCACUGCCCCCACCUCCUCCGC
Molecule: messenger RNA, 922 nt
Organism: Hyaena hyaena (striped hyena)
Lineage: Eukaryota; Metazoa; Chordata; Mammalia; Carnivora; Hyaenidae
Product: ras-related protein Rab-5C-like
Molecular function (GO): GTP binding; GTPase activity
Source: RefSeq, a predicted model, not a curated record